AUGUUCUUUGGAGACGCAAUGGAAGUGGAUUUAGUUACAAGCAGCGUACAAGAGGGAGGUGCUUUUGGAGUUACUGAUACUUAUAGCAAUGAUAAUCCUAAUUUCGAGGGCGAAACAUGUGGGAUAUGCAUGGAUGCUGUUAUCGAUAGGGGUGUUCUGGAUUGCUGCCAGCACUGGUUCUGUUUUGCAUGCAUUGACAAUUGGGCUACCAUUACAAACCUCUGCCCACUUUGCCAGAAUGAAUUUCAAUUGAUCACAUGUGUUCCAGUAUAUGAUACUAUUGGGAGCAGAGUGGACGAGGACCCACCUUACAGAGACGACGAUUGGAGUAUUGAAGGAAAGAAUAACACCCUCUCAUUUCCAUCAUACUAUAUUGAUGAAAAUGCAGUUAUCUGCUUGGAUGGAGAUGGUUGCAAAAUUCGAAGUGGCUUAGUGGCUAUUGAGGAUGAUUCCAAUCUUGAUACAUCAAUUGCUUGUGAUUCAUGUGACUUAUGGUACCAUGCUUUCUGUGUGGGAUUUGAUCCUGAGGGCACAUCUGAGAGUACAUGGUUAUGCCCCAGAUGUGUAGUUGAUGAAAUCCCGAAAAAAUCAGAUACAGAUUCAGUACAGAGGUCUAACAGCCAGUAUGGCCCAGAAAACGUCUCAAUGGUUGGAGAAAAUCAAUGCAUCGCGGAGCCAAGUAAGAGAGUUUUGCCAACCGUUGAAGUUGGCAAGGACCUGGAGUCUGAAACAUUGGUAUUGGCUUCUGAGGAUAGCCACAAGUUGGCAAGGCCCACCGGGGAAAGAACUAUUACCCAGCCAGUGCUUGGAGCUCAGGCACUAGAACUAUCCUUAUCCUGCGAUACCUCAAAUGUACCUUCAAAUUCUUUAGCGCAGCAGUUUAGGAUGAGUACUGAUGGAUCAACCAAUGAGCUUAGUAGUUUUGAUUGCAUCAGGAAUCCUUCCGGAAAGUCUUUCGAUGAAUCACACAUUAUUAACAAACUGAUUGACAGUGAUUCCAAUAUGGGUCUUGAACUUGGGUUAUCUGUGGGCUCGUUUCUGUCUGCUGUUGACCUGAAUAAUAAUGGAACUGAAGAUGUGAAGCAUCACAAUCCUAAAGAAGAAUAUUUGUCAAAAGCUGCCAUUCUUGUAUCAAAUCAAGAGACUGAAGAUUUGAAGAUUCACAAUCCUUUAGAAGAAUAUUCGCCAAUAGCUGAUGAGAUUGUACCAGAUGCUAAUUCGGAUGCUCCUGGAAUUGCUGUUGGUGGAAAGAGAAAGCAUACUGAUUGCAGUGAUGACGUUCAUACCAUUGUUGUUGAUGAUGGAGAUACUAACCCUAAGAUUGAGACCAAAGAGUCUGUUAAGAAGAUCAGACAUGAGGAGAAGACUCAACCAAUUGCUUCCAAUGACCAAGCCAAAGCAUCUAUACCAGAUGACUCUAAAAACUGCUCUAUCCUGACAGUAGUUCCUAAAGAUAGCAUGUUAACUUUUCAUCCUGUUGAGGAGAACAUCACUUCCGAUAUAUUGAGCAUUGUUCGAACUACAAACCGUAAAUCUUCCAAGGGGCUUGCACGCCCUAAUCCUGCUGAUAAUUCAUCACAAGAACAAGAAACUAUGGCUGGUUUGAGAGUUAAAAAGAUCAUGAGGAGAGCUGCUGAGGACAAGGACUCAUCCAUGGUAGUUCAGACACUGAGAAAAGAAAUAAGAGAAGCUGUCAGUAAUAACUCUUCAAAAGAUUUUGGCGCAAACCUUUUCAAUCCAAAGCUUCUUGAUGCCUUUCGGGCUGCUGUAGCAGGACCUAAAACAGAGCCUGUUAAGAAGUUAUCACAUUUGGCAGUGAAGGCAAGGAAGGCAAUGUUGCAGAAGGGGAAAGUACGUGAGAAUCUAACAAAGAAAAUUUAUGGGACAUCCAAUGGAAGAAGAAAACGCGCAUGGGACCGGGACCGUGAAAUUGAAUUUUGGAAGCAUCGCUGCGUAGGAACUACUGAGCCUGAAAAAAUUGAAACUUUGAAGUCAGUUCUUGACCUUCUGAAAGGGAGAUCAGAGGGUGCAGACACAGAGCGGGAGUCUGAUAGGCAGUCCACAAAUCCAAUUCUUUCCAGGUUGUAUUUAGCAGAUGCAUCUCUACUUCCAAGAAAAGAUGAUAUUAAGCCUCUCUUAGCCCUUAAAACUGCUGGUAAUUCAGAGCACAAUGAUAAACAACCCACCUUGAUUGAAAAGUGUUCUAAGUCGUCUCUUAAUGAUUGUACUUCAAAUUCCACAGAAACAAGUAAGGUUUUAUCAAAAGGUGGGAUUCCUUCAUUAGAGAAAUAUGGGAGUAAAAAUAAUGUUCCAAGCUCAGGGAAUGGUGUUGCUUCUAGCAAAGUACAUCAAGACAGACACGCAGAAGGAUAUAAAAGUGACAAAAGAAAAUGGGCUUUAGAGGUUCUUGCCAGGAAAACAAGUGGUGCAGGCGGGAAAGCAGCAAAUGAAAAACAGGAAGGCAACACUGUGCUCAAAGGAAAUUACCCUUUGCUAGCUCAAUUACCAAUAGACAUGAGACCAAAUUUGGCACCCAGUCGUCAUAAUAAAAUCCCCUUAUCAGUGAGGCAGACACAGCUUUACCGUCUGACUGAGCACUUCUUGAGGAAAGCAAAUCUUCCUGUGAUCCGUAGAACUGCAGAUACGGAGUUAGCUGUUGCAGAUGCAAUUAAUAUAGAAAAGGAGGUUGCUGAUAGGUCAAAUAGCAAGCUAGUGUAUCUGAAUCUAUGUUCCCAGGAGAUAUUGCAUUGUUCAGAAAAUAGGAAGUCUAGUGGAGCCCCAGUACUUAGUUCAGCCCCAACUUCAGUCCCUGCAGAAAGAUCAGAACAAGCUGCGAAUGAACUUUCAACUGAUCCUGUAAUUGAAGCAGCACUGAGAAAUGCUGGUCUUCUGUCUGAUUCUCCUCCAAAUAGUCCACAUCCCAAUAUGGAAGUUCCAGUUGAAGAAGAUGGCCCCUCAUUAGAUAUCAGAGAGGAAGGGCCUGAUAAUGUAUUUGAGAUGGAUUUUCAUCCAGACCUGGACAUAUACGGGGAUUUUGAGUAUAAUUUGGAAGAUGAAGACUACAUUGGUGCUGCUGCUACAAAAGUCUCUAAUGCACAACCAGAAGAAGGGGCGCCAAAAUUGAAACUGGUUUUCUCUACACUUCAGCCUGAAAGAUCUAUUCAUACUCUUGAUCUUGAAAAGACUGAGAAGACUGAAAUACAAAAAGAUUUUUCCAGCAUGCCUGAGAAUCCUACUUAUUCAGGUUUGGAACAUUCCACCACAGACGGUGGGACUGACGAGUCUUGUGCUCCUUUGGAAUCCUUAUUCGGUAAAGAAGGUGAAGAGCUUUCUGUUGCAGAGUGUGAAGAAUUAUAUGGACCUGAUACAGAACCACUGAUGAAGCAAUUUCCAGGAGCAUCUGAAAAGCAAUUGGGAUUACUUGAUGAAGCUCUGGUUAAAGACAAAGAUCCUAAACAGAACGAAAAUAAUGAGCCAAAGCCAAACAAAUCAAUAAAAACAUCUGGAAUUGGUAAUGAGAACAAUGCACAAAAUAUGAUGGUUGCCAGUGCUGGUUGCAACUCCUCUGGUGGUGAAGAUUCAACGAACCAUACCCAACCAGGUGGAAAUGUUGAAAGUAAGGAGAAGAAGACCAGUACGGUCGCAAACAAUCAGUCUAACAGCAGCAGUUCUGUAUCUAAGAAGGUUGAAGCCUACAUUAAAGAGCACAUCAGACCGCUAUGCAAGAGUGGCGUGAUUACAACUGAACAAUAUAAGUGGGCAGCAGCCAAAACAACUGACAAAGUUAUGAAAUAUCAUUCUAAAGCCAAGAACGCGAACUUCCUAAUUAAGGAAGGCGAGAAGGUGAAGAAGCUUGCAGAGCAGUACAUUGAGACAGCCCGACAGAAGGAAAAAACUGAUCCUCUAUAA
Prunus armeniaca (apricot) is the source of this 3909-nucleotide messenger RNA. NCBI's taxonomy places the organism in Eukaryota, Viridiplantae, Streptophyta, Magnoliopsida, Rosales, Rosaceae. The record is from the annotation of a GenBank genome assembly.